CGACCACAUCACUACAACCAUGAAGUAUAUACUUUUAGUUGUGUUCCUGUUCGGCACUGUCGGUUCUAAGUUGUACAGUCAGCUGAGUCUUGGAGCUGCACUCCAGAAACCCGGACAACUUCUGAGUCUCUACACCGUGUACUCUGACGAUGAGGGGAAGGAAAAGUCUGCUGAUAGGUUGAAACUCUUUACAAGAACAGUGAAAGAAAUCGCAAAAGGGAACUCUGAUCACCCUUCAUGGAAACUAGGCCUCAACAAGUUCGCUGAUAUGAGUUCUGAGGAGAAACAUGGUUUCCUAGGACUAAACUCUUCACUUCUCCACCAGGGAAAGGAACUAUCGUUUACUCUGAAAUCUGGUAAGAAGCAGAAAGUGAAGGAAGCAGUGGACUGGAGAGAAGAGGGUAAGACGACAGGGGUUAAAGACCAAGGCAGCUGCGGAUCCUGCUGGGCUUUUGGAGCUGUUGGACCUCUGGAAACAACAUACGCUAUUAUGACUGGAAAAUUAAAGUCUUUUUCAGAGCAGGAAUACACGGACUGUGUUUUCCCUUCGGAAGGAUGCGAUGGUGGAUUUUACGAAACCGCAUGGGAUUACUCAAAGGAUAAUGGACGUCUAAGUCUGACAACAGACGCCCCCUAUACCGGAACAAGCAGCAAGAGGAAAUGUAAAGCAUAUAAAAGGAAACACAACGGUUUGAUUGCUGCCAAGUUUCAUCACAGGAAAUCGUACUACACAAUCCCUGCGGGAGAGAAGAAUCUUAUCACGUAUUUAGCUAAAUCAGCAGUUGGGAUUGCCUUUGAAGUGACAGACAUUUUCUUUAACUACGAGAGUGGAAUUAUUAAAGACACGACAUGCAAGUGCGGUAACAAAGGGUGUGGUCAAUGGGGGAUGGCUAACCACGCUGUAACUGCUGUGGGGUACACGGCCAAGUCCAUGAUUGUAAAGAACAGUUGGGGUACUUCCUGGGGCGAGAAAGGUUAUUUCCGAACUGCCAGAGGUACAGACAAAUGCGAGUACUACAGAUGGGGAGCAGUUCCCAAGUUGGUUAAGACGAAUAAAAAAGACAACGAUCCAGCCUACGUUCCUGAAGAAGAGGAGGAAGAUUGUGAGACUGAGACAGAGGAGGGAUGUCCCUGUGGUACUGUCAUGUGUGAGGGUACAUGUAAACAUGCUCACAUGUGUUAACUAGCAGGAGCUCGGGAAUGCAAAUGUUCAUGUUCGAUCUGUGUUAUUUUUGAAA
Bolinopsis microptera is the source of this 1238-nucleotide messenger RNA. RefSeq lists its product as uncharacterized. Lineage: Eukaryota; Metazoa; Ctenophora; Tentaculata; Lobata; Bolinopsidae. Gene Ontology annotation, molecular function: cysteine-type endopeptidase activity. Bases 20 to 1183 code for a protein of 387 amino acids. Gene Ontology annotation, cellular component: lysosome. The record is from RefSeq and is a predicted model, not a curated record. The transcript has a single exon.